UACCAGCCCGUAUGCGGGUUGACAAGCAGUCUAUUUGUUAGCGCUGAAAAAUGACGCAGAAAUCCCUCCCGCUCCCGCAAAUGUUUGCGUCGAGCGCAAUUGCAGCUUGCACUGCGGAGGCGCUAACACUCCCUCUGGAUACGGCCAAGGUCAGGCUGCAAUUGCAAGCUGGCGGUAACAAAUACAAGGGCAUGCUGGGGACAGUCCUGGCGAUAGCUCGUGAGGAGGGCCCUUCGGCCCUGUGGAAGGGUCUUGAACCAGGCCUGCACCGCCAGUGCCUAUUUGGAGGCCUUCGCAUCGGCCUCUACGAUCCGGUCAAGUCGAUGUACGUGGGCAAGGACUUCAAGGGCGACCCGCCGCUGCACCUCAAGGUGGCCGCCGCACUCACCACGGGGGCGCUGGGCAUCACAGUGGCCAGCCCCACAGACCUGGUCAAGGUCCGCAUGCAGGCGGAGGGCAAGCUGCCCGAGGGGGUGCCCCGCAAGUACCCCAGCGCGUUCGGGGCGUACGGCAUCAUCGCCAGGCAGGAGGGUAUUCUGGGUCUGUGGAAGGGUCUGGGCCCCAAUGUGGCGCGCAACGCCAUCAUUAACGCGGCGGAACUGGCCAGCUACGACCAGAUCAAGCAGUCGCUGCUGGGUAUGGGCCUGCAGGACAACGUGGGCACCCACCUGCUGUCGGGACUGGGGGCGGGCUUCUUCGCGGUGUGCAUUGGCUCGCCGGUGGAUGUGGUCAAGUCGCGUAUCAUGGGCGACAGCGCGGGUCGCUACGCGGGUGUGCUGGACUGCUUUGUGAAGACGGCCCGGCAGGAGGGGCUGCCCGCCUUCUACAAGGGCUUCGCGCCCAACUUCGGUCGGCUGGGCUCCUGGAACGUCACCAUGUUCCUCACGCUGGAGCAGGUUAAGAAGCUGUUCCUGUCCAAGGACGACUAGGGCGGCCAGGCGGUACGGCAGCCGUCAGCAGCAGCAGCAGCGGCCGGCGCCAGCCGUGUUGUGGAGAGGUGGUAGCACCCGGUAGCAGGUGGACUGCAGGAGCGUGCAGGCCGCAGGAUGGGGUGUGUUGCGCGAGGGAGGGGAUCAGGGGAGGCGGAGUGGUGCGUGCCUUGUUGUACCCCGUGUGGCUGGAAGGCAGGGGGGUGCAGGAUUGCACUGCGCACGUCCCGAUUUUGUUUCCGCCGGGGACUGCGAAGAAUUGACGAGAAUAAGUUGCUUUGGUUGUGACCUAGGCGCACCAGGAUGAUGGUCUCUUGAUGCUGCUGAUGUAGAUUGGGCCUCCACUGAACCUCUUGCCUCCUGCGCCGCCCCCACGAUGACCCGUGGGUCACCACGCCAUUCGGAUGGGCUGCCUGUGCCUCUGUAACAUAUUAAGCAAC
Messenger RNA from Astrephomene gubernaculifera, 1369 nucleotides. Lineage: Eukaryota; Viridiplantae; Chlorophyta; Chlorophyceae; Chlamydomonadales; Astrephomenaceae. The record is from the annotation of a GenBank genome assembly.